Astrephomene gubernaculifera is the source of this 415-nucleotide messenger RNA. NCBI's taxonomy places the organism in Eukaryota, Viridiplantae, Chlorophyta, Chlorophyceae, Chlamydomonadales, Astrephomenaceae. The record is from the annotation of a GenBank genome assembly.
CAGCGCAAGAUGCGGCUGCAGAUGGAUCUGGAGCGCCAGGCGGCUAAUGCCGCUGAGGCAGCUGGCAUGCCGUACGGAUCCCUCCACCGCCCCUACGCCGCUGAUUGCACCCUGCCGACCCAAGCAGGGGUCGGGACGCAGUCGGGGACCGCUGCCGCCACCACUGCUGGAGCUGGUGGCGGUGCUGCUGGGGGUAGCGGUGCAGGCGGCCGAGGAGAAGGAGGCGGCGGCGGUUUUGGGAAUGGUGUGGAAGGAAGCCGACGGGUUAGGGCCGGCGUUGGUUCCGGAGGGGUGCCAGUGGGUGCUUCUCCCAUGGAUUGGGAUGGGGAGGGUACAAGGCGGAUGGGUGGAGAGGCGGAUGGCGAGGUGGAGGGGGCAGUUAUGGAUACGGGAGACAAGGGCGAGGAAGGAGGAG